AUGGCUUCAAUACAGUAUCUCCGUCCCGCUGUUCGCCGGGCACUACAAGUCAAGACGUGCGCGACCUGCGGUGCGGCCUCAAGCCCGCGCGCCUUUUCCGUCUUUAACCGGCCGCCACCCAACUACGAGGGCCAUGUGCCGCUGACGAGGAUCGAGAGAGCCAGCCUCGCCGUCGGCUCCGGCGUCAUGUCACUCAUCAACCCCUACCGCCACGACCUCAUCGCUGCUCUCGGCGAGGCGACCGCGACACCAUACUUCAUCUACCGACUGCGCGACGCCAUGCUCGCCGACCCGACCGGUCGACGGAUCCUGCGCGACCGUCCACGCAUCUCGUCCAAGACACUGUCCAUGGAACGCCUGCGUGCGCUGCCCAGCGGCACCGUAGGCCGCGCCUACGUCGACUGGCUCGACCGCGAGGGCGUCACGCCCGACACACGCUCAACCGUGCGCUACAUUGACGACGCCGAGUGCGCGUACGUCAUGCAGCGGUACCGCGAGUGCCACGACUUCUUCCACGCCGUCACCGGCCUGCCGGUUGUGAAGGAGGGUGAGGUCGCGCUCAAGGCGUUUGAAUUUGCCAACACGCUACUGCCGAUGACGGGGCUCAGCAUGCUCGCGGUCACGACGAUGAAGAAGCAGGAGCGCGCGCGCUUCUGGAGCAUCUACCUGCCGUGGGCGAUUCGAAACGGCCUCCGCAGCAAGGAGGUGAUUAAUGUGUACUGGGAGGAGCAGCUGGAGAGGAACGUCGACGACUUGCGGAAGGAGCUCGGCAUUGAGCAGCCGCCGGACCUACGGGACAUGCGGGCUAGGGAGCGGGCGGAGCGCAGGAAACUGGCAAAGCAGAAUACGUAG
Messenger RNA from Cordyceps militaris CM01, 852 nucleotides. RefSeq names its product coenzyme Q biosynthesis protein Coq4. Bases 1 to 852 code for a protein of 283 amino acids. Gene Ontology annotation, biological process: ubiquinone biosynthetic process. The transcript is spliced from 2 exons. Gene Ontology annotation, cellular component: mitochondrion; mitochondrial inner membrane. The record is from RefSeq and is a predicted model, not a curated record. Lineage: Eukaryota; Fungi; Ascomycota; Sordariomycetes; Hypocreales; Cordycipitaceae.